Molecule: messenger RNA, 916 nt
Organism: Meloidogyne enterolobii
Lineage: Eukaryota; Metazoa; Nematoda; Chromadorea; Rhabditida; Meloidogynidae
Source: the annotation of a GenBank genome assembly
GUAUGGCAAUAUUUUUAAUAAAUUCUAUUGCCUUAUUGGCAAUGAUUGUUGUUAAAUUCCGAGACGCUAUGGCUCUUGAUCAAGCUGGACGUGACGCAGUAGUGUAUUGGCACAAUUAUUUCCGUGCUGAACUAGUUGCAGGAAGGGUUAAAAAUAAAACGGGAGAGCUUUUGCCAAAAGCAAAGGAUAUGAAGCAAAUGUAUUUCUCUCUUGAGCUUGAAAAGCAGGCACAGGAAUGGGCUGAUAAAUGCACUUAUAGUCAUUCUGAUCCAUAUGGAAAUUAUGGAGAGAAUUUCUAUGCUUAUUCAAAAGAAGACAAUGAUGCUGCUGCCAUCGAGUAUGUAGUAAAAGGAUGGUGGUCAGAGUUGGAAUACAGAGGAGCUUUGGGACCAUAUCCUGGCCAAGACUGCGUUGCAUUUGAUGCAGCUCAAAAUAAUAGAGGUAUUGGACAUUGGACACAACUUGCUUGGUUUAACACUUAUCAAGUCGGGUGUGGAAUUGGACGUUGCCCCAAAUAUAAAUCUUAUGUUGUUUGCCAAUACAAGCCACCUGGAAAUGUUUAUACAGGAUGUGUUUAUCAUGCUGGUGAGCCUUGUACAAGUUGCCCAAACUCAUGCAACGCAACAUCCAAACUCUGUCUUGAUCCGAAAUACGUAUCAACAACUACUGGUACUACAAAAAUUAGUGAGGAUUAUGACGAAGAAGAUUAAAAAUAAUUAAGAUAAUAAAAGAGAAUUCAAAUAAAUUAAUUAAAUAUUUUGAUGUAAAAUUGUAAUGGAGUUAAAGUAGUAAAUCUAUAAACUGAAAAGUAGUAAAUAUACCCCAAAAUCCUAAAUCUUUUACUAAAUCCUAAAUCUUUUAUAAGCAUUAAUCUUUUAUAAUCAAUCAUUAAUCCUUUAAUCUUAGGUAUACAUGG